GCGGCUGGGGACCCAGCAGCCCCGGAACAAAGGCUGUCCGAGGGGUCUCGGGGCGCGCGCCCCUCCGACGCGUCCCCGCGCUGCGCUCCUCCCUCCCCGCGCCUUCUCGCUCGCCCAGGCCCGGCUGCGCCAACUUCGCCAACGGUCCCCAAGUUGCCGGGCGCGCGGGGCGGGGCGGGGCAGCGGAGGCGCGGGGCCAGGAGGGUCCCCCGCCGCCCAGCCCGGGGUCCUGGACGCAGUUCCGGAAUCCGCCGCCGAGGGCCCGAGCGGGCAGGGCUGGACCCGCGUCCCUGCCCGGCUGCCCCCGCGCCGCCGAGCCCCGGAGCGGACGGGCCGGCCGGGGAUGCGGUGUCCCCUACCUGGCGUCCGGGAGCCCGCCCCCACAUGACGCUCCCCACCGCGUCCCCCCUGGCCGCCUGCCCCAUGGAGAAAGGACUCGUGCUGCCCCCGGAGCGCCGGGACCUGCUGCACGGCCUGAGGAUGAGGGGCAAAUACGCCUUCUUCCUGGCGUUCGUGGUGGUGGUUUUUGUCUUCAUCGAAAAGGAAAAUAAGAUCAUUUCCAGGGUCUCGGGCAAACUGAUGCAGAUCCCCCAGCCCGCAGUGGACGCCAACAGCACCGACCCGGCGCUGGUCUUGGCCGAGAACGCCUCCCUCUUGUCCCUCAGCGAGCUCAGCUCCGCCUUCACCCAGCUGCAGAGCCGCCUGCGGAACUUCAGUCUGCAGCUGGGGGCAGAGGGCGCGGGCGGGGCCCCGGGGGAGGAGCAGGCGGAGCACGGGGAGCAGGAGGCCGGGGGUGGCCGGCGCUCCCAGGCCGGGCCCCGCCGCCACGUGCUGCUCAUGGCCACCACCCGCACGGGCUCCUCCUUCGUGGGCGAGUUCUUCAACCAGCAGGCCAACAUCUUCUACCUCUUCGAGCCCCUGUGGCACAUCGAGCGCACCGUGGCCUUCGAGGCGGGCGGCGCCAGCGCGGCAGGCUCAGCCCUGGUCUACCGCGACGUGCUGCAGCAGCUCUUCCUGUGCGACCUGUACGUGCUGGAGCACUUCAUCAGCCCCCUGCCCGAGGACCACCUGACCCAGUUCAUGUUCCGCCGUGGCUCCAGCCGCUCGCUCUGUGAGGAGCCCGUGUGCACGCCCUUUGUCAAGAAGGUGUUCGAGAAGUACCACUGCAAGGACCGCCGCUGCGGGCCCCUCAACGUCACGCUGGCCGCCGAGGCCUGCCGCCGCAAGGAGCACAUGGCCCUCAAGGCCGUGCGCAUCCGGCAGCUGGAGUUCCUGCAGCCGCUGGCCGAGGACCCCCGGCUGGACUUGCGCGUCAUCCAGCUGGUGCGCGACCCGCGGGCCGUGCUGGCCUCCCGCAUGGUGGCCUUUGCCGGCAAGUACGAGAGCUGGAAGAAGUGGCUGGCGGAGGGCCAGGACCGGCUGCGGGAGGAGGAGGUGCAGCGCCUGCGGGGACACUGCGAGAGCCUCCGCCUGUCGGCGGAGCUGGGCCUGCGGCAGCCCGCCUGGCUGCGCGGCCGCUACAUGCUGGUGCGCUACGAGGACGUGGCCCGCCGGCCCCUGCAGAAGGCGCGGGAGAUGUACCGCUUCGCGGGCAUCCCGCUGACGCCGCAGGUGGAGGACUGGAUCCGGAGGAACACGCAGGCCGCCCAGGCCGGCACCGGUAUCUACUCCACACAGAAGAACUCGUCGGAGCAGUUUGAGAAGUGGCGCUUUGGCAUGCCCUUCCGGCUGGCGCAGGUGGUGCAGGCCGCCUGCGGCCCUGCCAUGCGCCUCUUCGGCUACAAACUGGCCCGGGACGCCGCCGCCCUCACCAACCGCUCGCUCAGCCUGCUGGAGGAGCGCGGCACCUUCUGGGUCACGUAGGGCCGGGGGCCAGGCACGUCCCUCGAGAAAGCCCCAGCCCAGCCAGCGGGGAGACCCGGCUGCCUGCAGCGGUGCGGUGGGGAGCCACGACCCCUCUCCUCUGCCCCAGUCAGCUGGGACGGGACAGUGUUCGGUUCUUCUGCGGGCCAUGAGACCCAGAGCUCAGGGGACACAGCCUCCUGAGCAAGCAUGGGCAGGCCUUUGGACUUCCAGAGAAGCGUUCCCUCGCGCUCUCUCGCUCUCUCGCUCUCUCGCUCUCUCGCUCUCUCGCUCUCUCACUCUCUCUUGCUCUCACUCUCGCUCUCUCUUGCUCUCACUCUCUCGCUCUCUCUUGCUCUCACUCUCUCGCUCUCUCUUGCUCUCGCUCUCUCGCUCUCUCUCGCUCUCACUCUCUCGCU
This is a messenger RNA of Sorex araneus (European shrew), 2261 nucleotides long. RefSeq names its product carbohydrate sulfotransferase 3 (gene CHST3). Gene Ontology annotation, cellular component: Golgi membrane. Gene Ontology annotation, molecular function: N-acetylglucosamine 6-O-sulfotransferase activity; chondroitin 6-sulfotransferase activity. Gene Ontology annotation, biological process: carbohydrate metabolic process; N-acetylglucosamine metabolic process. The transcript has 3 exons. Bases 385 to 1863 code for a protein of 492 amino acids. The record is from RefSeq and is a predicted model, not a curated record. Lineage: Eukaryota; Metazoa; Chordata; Mammalia; Eulipotyphla; Soricidae.